CAUCCAACGGGGCGCCUUGGACAUUUGUCAGAAGCAUCAGAACCACCAGAACCACCAGAACACCAGAACCAAACUUUGACGCCUAAACGAUCGCCACUGGUAUCCGGCUUUUAGCAAGGUACCUUGUUUACCCUUCCCCACACGCGCCUGGAUCUCUGAGCUGCCAUCAAGUUCCAGUGCUGCUGCGGACAUAUCUGUUCCAUCAUGAGAUAGCAUGUCGAGUCAGCAAGGCCAUCGGCAUCCGAGAAGUCUCUCCCUACCGAAGAUGGCUUUGUGCAUCACCAAACCUUGUAUAGACGCCUGAUUCCUCACUCUUCCCUGUCAUGGCGCAAUCCCCGUACUCCGCUCAACAGCCAUCUGCUCGUUCCUCCCCAUCCCAUUCCUUGCAAGGCACUAGUCCUCCAGCGACUGUCGAAACAAUUGUCUCACACCUAGUGGCAUCCAAACGCUCAUUGGGCAGCAUCACUCUCGUCCAUCGAGCCACAACCAUCCUCACCGAGGCACGUGCCUCAAUCGAGUCUACCACUGCGCUCCUGGCAAAGACGACCUACCUUCGUCGCUCCGUAGCCUCGCAAUUGAAGAUCUUGCGUGGCGUGCAGUUCGAACUCGAGUCAGCUGCCCAGGCAAUCCAACAUGAUUUCCAAGCAAUCAUCAAAGAGUUGGACGAAACUGGCGCAAGACUUCUCCAAUGCAUAGACUCUUUGAAAGAGACCACAAUCGAGGAAGCCUUCAGAUCGACCACAGGGACACAAAGCACCAUAUCUAAGGACACUCUACACGACUUUGUCGACGACAAUGGCGUCGAGAACAUCAAGCAGGCUAUGAGAGCGGCCAUAGACAAUGUCCAGGACAACCAGCACGAGAUUAACCAGUCCAUCCAGACGCUCGAGGAGGAUCUGCAGUCCAUCAAUGAAGUCCUCGUUAACCGAGCCGAAGAGUCGGCCGCUGAAAGUGAACUCCAACAACCCACCAUUCCUAUGAGCUUGUCCAUCCUCGAACAUCAUGCAAAAGAAAUGGCACAAGGACUGGAAAGUCUGGUCAAGCAUUUCGAUCUCUGCGUCACCGCCAUCAAACAUACCGAAGGAGGCGGUGAAGCCGUGGUACAGACCAUGAACGCCAAUGCCGAAGACCUCUCCGAAGCAGUCGGCAUGGGUAUGGAUGAACUCCAGGCUCCCGCACAACCCAUGAAUGAAGAAGAACGCCUGGAGAUGCUCCAAGUGCUGGAAAACGACGCGGCAGAAGUCGACGAAGUUGUCAUGGAACUACAAGACCGCCACGCCGAAAUGGAAGCCCAAUUGGACAGAAUCUCUCAAUGGCGCGAACGGCAAGGAAACGCCUACGCGGACGUCGCUACGGCUUUUCGACUCAUGGAGAAGAUAUCGGGCCGCCUGUCGGGCUAUGUGGCAGAAACGGCACGACGCGCAAGUCGAUGGAACGAAGAGAAAGCUAAAAUCGAAGAUGGCAUCGGUGGUAUGGAAGAACUUUGCAGUUACUAUGCCAAUUUUCUGCAUGCGUAUGACGGUUUGAUUAUUGAAGUGGAUCGACGCCGCGCAACGAAGAAGCAGAUGGAGCGAGUGAUCGCUCAGGCUCAUUCUCAAUUGGCGCAGAUAUACGAGCAGGAUCGGCAGUUGAGGGUGAAAUUUCGAGAUGACCUGGGUGAGUUCCUGCCGGGAGACAUUUGGCCUGGGGUGAAUGCGUUACCACCACGGUUUGAGAUCCAUAGGGUCGACGAGGAUGGAUUCGAUGCCAGCGUGCCGGACUUGCCGCAGAAGACGGUGGAAGAGGCGGCAAGGAGGUUCAAAACGGGGAGGUGAUGCGGCCACCAUUAUUUUGUGUUUCUGGGGAGCCUAAACGGGAAUAAAGUCAGCUAUAACUGCCGGGCAGAGUACAAAUUGUAGACAAUGACACGAUCGUCGAAUGGG
This is a messenger RNA of Exophiala xenobiotica, 1922 nucleotides long. RefSeq lists its product as uncharacterized. The transcript has a single exon. Bases 324 to 1814 code for a protein of 496 amino acids. Lineage: Eukaryota; Fungi; Ascomycota; Eurotiomycetes; Chaetothyriales; Herpotrichiellaceae. Gene Ontology annotation, cellular component: phagophore assembly site; Atg1/ULK1 kinase complex. Gene Ontology annotation, biological process: autophagy of mitochondrion; autophagy of peroxisome; autophagosome assembly. Gene Ontology annotation, molecular function: molecular adaptor activity; protein kinase activator activity. The record is from RefSeq and is a predicted model, not a curated record.